This is a messenger RNA of Periophthalmus magnuspinnatus, 818 nucleotides long. It is a transcript of the gene mrps7, whose product is annotated as mitochondrial ribosomal protein S7. NCBI's taxonomy places the organism in Eukaryota, Metazoa, Chordata, Actinopteri, Gobiiformes, Gobiidae. The record is from RefSeq and is a predicted model, not a curated record. Bases 55 to 744 code for a protein of 229 amino acids. Gene Ontology annotation, cellular component: ribosome. Gene Ontology annotation, biological process: ribosomal small subunit assembly; translation. Gene Ontology annotation, molecular function: structural constituent of ribosome; rRNA binding; mRNA binding. The transcript has 5 exons.
GCAGAAGCGCGCGGUACUAUCUUGGGGUCCUAGCUAGUUGUUCACAUUUUCAAGAUGGCCGCCUCCAUCACUGGAUUAUUAAAACCUUGGACUCCGAGGGUGCUGCUGGUAAGAUGGAGCAGGUACAAUCCGUACUAUCUAGAGCCAGAGGUGAGGAAAGAAGCCUACAGCCGCCCGGAGACAGAGCUGAGCGCAGAGGAGAAGGAACAACGGGAUCUGAAAGCCCUCAGGCCGAUCAAAGCUGCAACAGGCGGCCUUACCAGCUCAGUGUAUGGUGAUCCUGUCAUCAGUAAAUUCGUCAACAUGAUAAUGAAAAAUGGAGACAAGAUUUUGGCCAGAGACAUUUUGAUGAACACUUUAGAGAACAUAAAGAGGAAACAAGUGGAGAAGUAUCACAAAGCUUCAACGGGGAAGAAGGAAGAGAUUGAGUGCAACCCUUACACCAUCUUUCACCAGGCACUGGAAAACUGUAAGCCUGUGGUGGGCCUAGCCAGCAUACAAAAAGGUGGAAAGUUUUACCAGGUACCCAUACCACUCACGGACAACCGGCGGCGCUUCCUUGCCAUGAAGUGGAUGAUAAAUGAAUGCAGAGACAACAAGCACAGGCGAACGCACAUGUAUGAGAAACUUUCACAGGAACUGUUGGCUGCAUACAGUAAAGAAGGAAAUGUUAUAAAGAAGAAAUAUGAACUACACAAGAUGGCAGAGUCAAACCGAGCAUAUGCCCACUAUCGCUGGUGGUGAAGUGUUCAAUAACAGACGAUCCUAUCAACUUGUAAAUACAGUAUUUAAAAUAAAUUCAUUGUAAUACUUUUUAA